Fopius arisanus is the source of this 1495-nucleotide messenger RNA. Its product is annotated as beta-1,3-glucan-binding protein-like. Lineage: Eukaryota; Metazoa; Arthropoda; Insecta; Hymenoptera; Braconidae. Gene Ontology annotation, molecular function: hydrolase activity, hydrolyzing O-glycosyl compounds. Bases 104 to 1213 code for a protein of 369 amino acids. The transcript has 6 exons. Gene Ontology annotation, biological process: carbohydrate metabolic process. The record is from RefSeq and is a predicted model, not a curated record.
AUGGAUGGAUACGACCAAUUAGUUGAUCGUCUACACUGGACAGAACUAGUUGCAAUUACUCUAGUAAUACCUUCAGUUAUACUGCAUUCACUGACUGAUUAUCAUGUUAAUUAAAUUAUUUCAGUUUUCAUUAAUAAUUCUCACAGUUUGUGAAAGUCUCGGAGGAUUUAUUAACAACUCAGAUGAAGUGAUCCGUAGAAAGAGAUGUGAUAAAAGUGUAACUGUAUUCAAUGGAAAACAAGCGGCAUGCAAGGGUGAUAUCAUCUUUGAGGAAGAUUUCGAACAAAAAGUCUCUGGGAAUUCCCGCGAUGACGAUUGGGCAAGGCAAAAUAAUUUCAUCUUAUUGAACUCGUCUGUUUGGGAGAGAGAAAUAAAAAUUCCUCAACAACCCGAUUAUCAAUUUUGCGUCUAUCAUAAAUUAGAAAAAAAUAUAAAAAUUGAUAAUGGCGCGCUGAAAAUUAUACCGACAAUAUUGGAGGACGAGUUUGGGGAAAAUGUCGUGUACUUUGGGAGUCUUCAAUUAGCCAAUUGUGAUGGACUCCCCCAAGAAUGCUUUCGCACCGCAGUAUCAUACAAUAUUCUUCCCCCAAUAAUUUCCGCGCGUUUAACAACAAAAAGUACAUUCAAUUUUCGAUACGGAAAAAUUGAAAUCAAAGCGAAAUUUCCGAAAGGAGACUGGCUUUUCCCGGAGAUUCGGUUAGAGGGUACCAAUAUCAGAGUAACUUUAGGAAUGGCUAGAGGCAAUGACAAUUUUUACAUGAAGAACGGCUCAGGCGGAGAUUUGAGCUCUAGAUUACUAGAAUUUCAGGUUGAAGAAGUCAUUCCGAAUAAUACAACGUCCACAAAAAUAACUAAACUGAAGGAUUUCGAAUUUUGGAGCGAUAAGUUCCACGUUUACACGACAAUUUGGAGCGAACAAGGACUGAUUUUCGAAGUUGACAACGAAAGAGUAGGUGAAGUGCCUCGCUUGAAUAACCAAUCGGAUUCUUUAUCUAAAGACUUGCAUCUAGUCCUGGGCUUAGGCGUAGGAGGCAUCCAGGUAUUUCCCGAUAACACAAGAAGCGGCAAUUACGAAAAACCUUGGAGGAACGUCGAGGCGAAGGCUAUGCUCCGUUUUUGGCAGACCAAGGACCAGUGGCUACCGACGUGGCAUCUGUCUACCAAGCAAACUGCAGCACUUGAAAUUCAAUAUGUCAAAAUAUCUGCUGUUUAGUUUUUUAAAUUUUUUAUAAAGAAAAUGUGAAGGCACAAAGAAUGCAGAACUCAUUUGAUUUUCUCAUAUUGAAAUACUCAAUGGGAUAAAGUGAAAGAAGUGAUGAGGUGAAAGAAAAAGAAAAUAUCUGCAGGCGAAAUAACCAUCUCCCUUUGGGCAUGAGUGACUCUCGAGAGGAUUCAAAGGAAGGGAUAAUUUUAUUUGACCGCUAAUCUGUGAAACCGGUUCCCAAGGUGUCCAUGUAUCCGAGAUCUUUGCAACUCCGUUAUGAUUUAUCAUUAG